AUGACGGCAGUCUCAUCGAGCUUGGCAGAGGUGACCCUCAGGCCUGGGACAGAGGCUGAUGCCCCAGUGCUGCUACGGCUGAUGGAUGACCGCACCGAGUGGCUCGUAUCCCAGGGCCGAACGAAGCAAUGGGGAACUGAGCGGCAAUCCGACAAGCCUGAACGUGUUCAACAGGCGACCAAAUUGACAAGAUCCGGUGGCACUUGGCUUGCGGUUGAAAAAGAUCCCACGGGAAGUCAGCAUGAGGAGGUAUUGGGCGCUCUCACCGUGACCGGCGAUGCAGCGUCAUAUGUCAGUCCUGCAACGGAACCGGAGCUGUACAUCAACUAUAUCAUCACUGACCCGAAGAAGGGGGUAGGCAGAGGGCUUGGGGAUAUGCUAAUGGAGAAGGCAAAGGCUUUGGCACAGGAGAAAGGUGUGCGAGUUCUCCGACUCGAUUGCUACGCCGGCGGGGACAAUAAGCUUGUGCGCUGGUAUGAGUCGCGAGGUUUCCAAAAGCAAGAAGCAUUCGAGGCCAAGGGCUGGUCUGGGCAAGUCCUGAUGAUGCGGUUGUAG
Didymosphaeria variabile is the source of this 555-nucleotide messenger RNA. RefSeq lists its product as uncharacterized. The record is from RefSeq and is a predicted model, not a curated record. Gene Ontology annotation, molecular function: acyltransferase activity, transferring groups other than amino-acyl groups. The coding region runs from base 1 to 555 and encodes 184 amino acids. The transcript has 2 exons. Lineage: Eukaryota; Fungi; Ascomycota; Dothideomycetes; Pleosporales; Didymosphaeriaceae.